This is a messenger RNA of Ixodes scapularis (black-legged tick), 776 nucleotides long. RefSeq lists its product as uncharacterized. NCBI's taxonomy places the organism in Eukaryota, Metazoa, Arthropoda, Arachnida, Ixodida, Ixodidae. Bases 27 to 731 code for a protein of 234 amino acids. The transcript has 2 exons. The record is from RefSeq and is a predicted model, not a curated record.
UCCGUGUGGCCCCCGCAGGCGAGAUCAUGGGCUCGUGCUGCAGCCCGUUAAUCGGCGAAGGCAUGGCCAAGGUGUGCAUGCACGGCCUCAUGCUCCAGUACCGGAACCAAGGGCUGGGCACUCUGCUGGCCAACAAGGCCAUGGCACACAUCGGGGACACCGACGCAUACAUCGUGUGCAUCCCCGAACACGAGCACAUCUACCUCAACAGGUACCAGUUCAACGUUAGUCCGAGGGUCUUCCAGAUCAUGGGACCCUGCAUCCCCAAGAUCGACGACGCUAUCAAGUCUAUACCCGAGAUACGCGUCCUCGAGUCAGACCGUGGUGUGCACGAAAUGCUCAUGGAGUACGACACGGACGUCGUUGGGUUUAACAGGUCGGCCUUUCUGGGACGGCUGAUGCACUCCAAGAACACGAUGAUUCGUGUUGCCGUUCGCGAAGACAACCAGAUCGCCGGCUACGGCUUCAUCGGCGACGGCGUUCACGGAGCGGCCAUUGUGUUCCACCUGAGUGCCGACACGACGGACAUCGCGGAACUGCUGCUCGGGUCCCUCCUCAGGGGCUUCCCUGGAGUCUUCACCAAGGGCGUCUGGGCCGUCGGCUGCAUCCAAAACUACGAGACCCACAACUUCUUCAAGAAGUUCAACCUCAAGUCCAUCCACGAGCUCAAGCUCCUCAGGAGACGCGGCGGUUUCGACAACGACAUGUCGAGGGUUUUUGUUCUCUAUUAAAAAAAAAGAAAUGGAAAGAAAUUAAACAAGCGUUUUCGCUGCGAA